AGCCCUCGCUCUUGAUUUUUGAGACGCGAAUAUUCAGUCGUGCUCUUAGGAAAUAUAAAGCAGAGCAAAGAAGACACGAAAAAACCGACAACAUGCAUCGCAAAUUCUGCAUUCCGGGGAUAAUCUUCCUGACAGCAGCGUUGGUGCUCCUUAUCAUCGUCUCCAUCUCCCUGCCUUUCUUCAGCGCUAUGGACUUUGUCCGUGUCCACUUCGGGAACUCAAUUACUGCAACUUUCGGUGAAGGCAUCAGCCAGCUUCGUUUCGGUAUCUGGUCAUUCUGUUUCUACGACGCGUCGAACGGCAAUCGUACUUGUUCUCCGAAACAUCAUGCGUACUCCGUUGGAAUUCGUUCGCCCACAAACCUCAACCAAAUUGAAAUCAUCGGAGCCAGUUGGACUCGCGGACUCGCCAUUCACCCUGUCGCGGCCGCGGUCACUUUCGUCGCGUUCCUCUUCUCCUUCUCGACGCACGUGACGUUCACUCUCGUCGCAUCGCUGCUCUCGUUCCUCGCCGCUGCAAUCACUUUCAUCGCCUUCUUGUGCGACAUCGCUCUAUAUGCGUUUGUUCAUAAUAAGAUGGGUGACCUCGAUGGGGUCAACCCGAACACAGACACUGGUCCCGCAUUCUGGCUGACGUUCGUCUCCUUCAUUCUGCUGCUCCUUGCUGGCUGCACGGUCUGCUUCGGUCGUCGCCGUGCGCGCAUGGAUGGCGCGAGCAGCUCGUAUCCUAUGACCAAUAAGCCAUUCUGGAAGCGUUUCCGCCGUGGCGGUUACUAAAACCAUUUCCAAGCUAUACCAAGUCUCCAUCGAUUUAUCUUUGUGCAAGAGGACAAUCGACUCCCGGAGUCUCGCGAGUUGCUUUGUCCUUGCCUGAUGGCUACACUUCUGAUGAUCCGAUUUUGCGAGUUUUGAUUUGUUUGUUGUUUUCGACUUUUUGCAUUAUUUAUCCACCAUUUCUUACAUGGAGCUCUUUUUGAAUCUUUUCCCUUGAUUUAUUCCCCUGGUCACCAUUAUGUUUUGUCCCAUUAGCGUCUACUACUUACU
Fomitiporia mediterranea MF3/22 is the source of this 1043-nucleotide messenger RNA. Its product is annotated as pali-domain-containing protein. Gene Ontology annotation, cellular component: growing cell tip; plasma membrane; cell division site. Lineage: Eukaryota; Fungi; Basidiomycota; Agaricomycetes; Hymenochaetales; Hymenochaetaceae. The record is from RefSeq and is a predicted model, not a curated record. The coding region runs from base 93 to 776 and encodes 227 amino acids. The transcript is spliced from 6 exons.